CCUCCAUGCUAGAGUCCCCAAGCUGUUGAGUGAAUCCUAUGACGUUUGCACUAAUCUAGCUCAGUAGCCGUGAGUAGAAGGGAGACCAUUUGACAUUGUUUGAACAUGGCUUGUGAUUUUUGUUAGAAUGGCAGUGGUAGGUUUCUGGGAACAGGCUCUAGAUUUUUGUUUAAAGCAGCACCAAAGGUUUUCUGAUAUUGCAAGGAUGUAGAUGUAUCCAUCCCAGUUACAGAGAACUAUGUAAUAACAUCUCUCUGCAAAGCCAAGUCUUCUCUCUCCUGUGAGGUGCCCAGCUCCCUAGCCGCCUAAGGAUGUGCAUGUGUGUGUGGGGGGGGGGCACAUCAACAGAGUGGUCCAGGUGCAUCCUGACCUUCCGUAGACAGAUGACAGCAACUCCAGGCGUGCAGGGAAGGGUUGAGAUUGCUCUGACAAUACUUGUGUUUUUUACUGGGCAUCGUUAGAGCACUCAGAAGUGGAGGCCCCUGUUUGAGGAGCAACUGUGUUGAUCAUGUCAAAGUUAAUGGGACAUUGAGUUUGUUGAUCAAAUCUGAGACUUUAUCAAAUUUAUGGGAAACUUUCAUUCCAGCAAGAUGUGACCUGACCGUCAACAAUUGCUAGGCUGGGAAGAGUUUGUGGCUAAUUGUUUUUGCAUUCAGAAUCUCAAACUGUGCAGUUAUUCCCAUUCACUUUUCUAUCCUCUGCAGCAUGUUGGCUGGGCUAAGUUCAUCUGAUUCCUCUGCCUCACUCUCCCCCCUCCCCUCUAGGAACUCAGUCUUUCCUUGGGAGUCAGCAUACAGGGAACCCAGUCCUAGGAAAGCCACAUUAGCUAAAGUUGUGCCAACCCCAAAUAAUGGAUCUGCAGAGCUUGUGCCACUCCAUCGAGACCAGGGGGAAGAUGGGCAAGAAGCCCUUUCCUUUGAGUUUCAGAAAAUUAAGUACUCUUACGAGGUCGAUGACAGGAAACAGUUUCUCCCUGUGGCUUUCCCUGUGGAGCACCCCCUCUCCUAUUACCAGAGUGCCCGAGGCUACCAGGAGGACAGAGAGAUCCGAGUGGCUGAGAAGAAAUACGGCACAAACAAGGCAGAAAUGGUGGUGCCAGAGUUCUUGGAACUCUUUAAAGAGAGAGCCACGGCCCCUUUCUUCGUCUUUCAGGUGUUCUGUGUGGGUCUCUGGUGCCUGGAUGAAUACUGGUACUACAGUGUCUUCACUCUCUCCAUGUUGGUGGCAUUUGAAGCUUCUCUGGUCCAACAGCAAAUGAGAAAUAUGUCAGAGAUUCGAAAAAUGGGUAACAAGCCAUACAUGAUUCAGGUUUACAGAAACCGGAAGUGGCGUCCCAUUUCCAGUGAUGAGAUCAUCCCAGGGGAUAUUGUUUCCAUUGGCCGAUCUCCUCAUGAGAACCUAGUGCCAUGUGAUGUGCUCUUGCUCCGUGGAAAGUGCAUUGUGGAUGAAGCCAUGCUGACUGGAGAGUCUGUGCCUCAGAUGAAGGAGCCCAUUGAGGAUCUCAAUCCAGAGCAUGUACUGGACAUGCAGACAGACGCCAGACUGCACAUCAUAUUUGGGGGAACAAAGGUUGUGCAGCACAUUCCACCCCAGAAAGCCAGCACAGGACUGAAACCUGUUGAUAACGGGUGUGUGGCAUACGUUCUGAGGACUGGAUUCAACACCUCUCAGGGGAAGCUGCUGCGAACAAUCCUCUUUGGGGUGAAGAGAGUGACAGCCAACAACUUGGAGACCUUUAUUUUCAUCCUGUUCCUUCUGGUCUUUGCCAUUGCUGCUGCAGCGUAUGUGUGGAUCGAAGGCACCAAGGACCCCAGCAGGAAUCGAUACAAACUCUUUCUGGAAUGCACUUUAAUACUGACUUCAGUAGUUCCACCCGAACUUCCCAUUGAACUUUCUCUGGCUGUCAACACCUCCCUUAUUGCCCUGGCCAAACUCUACGUGUACUGUACAGAACCUUUCCGAAUCCCCUUUGCUGGGAAAGUUCAGGUUUGCUGCUUUGACAAAACUGGCACCCUCACCAGUGACCACCUGGUGGUAAGAGGUGUGGCUGGGCUCAGGGAUGGGAAGGAAGUGACGCCAGUGUCUGACAUUCCUGUAGAAACCCACCGAGUGAUCGCAACUUGCCAUUCGUUGGUCCAGUUGGAUGACGGGACGUUGGUGGGAGAUCCGUUAGAGAAAGCAAUGCUGAUGGCUGUGGAUUGGACUCUGACCAAAGAUGAGAAAGUUUUCCCCAGAAGUAUUAAAACUCAGGGACUGAAAAUUCACCAGCGCUUUCAUUUUGCCAGUGCCCUGAAAAGAAUGUCCGUCUUGGCUUCAUAUGAGAAGAUUGGCUCGACUGAUCUCUGUUACAUUGCAGCUGUGAAAGGGGCCCCAGAGACCCUGCAUGCAAUGUUCUCUCAGUGCCCGAGCAGCUACCGCACCAUGCACACAGAAAUCUCGCGCGAGGGGGCGAGGGUGCUCGCGCUUGGCUACAAAGAGCUGGGGCACCUCACUCAUCAGCAGGUGAGAGAGUUCAAGCGCGAGGCUCUGGAAUGUGACCUGAGAUUUGUCGGCUUUAUCGUGGUCUCCUGUCCUCUCAAAGCUGAUUCCAAGCCCGUCAUCCGGGAGAUCCAGAAUGCAUCGCACCAUGUAGUGAUGAUCACAGGGGACAAUCCGCUCACUGCCUGCCAUGUGGCUCAAGAACUCCACUUCAUCCAGAAGGAUAACACCCUCAUCCUGCAGCCUCCCCACAGCGAAGACUCCUGCUGGCAGUGGCAGUCCAUCGACGGUACCACCACGCUCCCCAUCUUUCCACACUCCCUGCAAGAGCUGACACAUCACAACCUGUGUGUUACGGGGGAAGGGCUCUGUUAUCUGCAGACUGCGAGCAGACAGCAAUUGUUGAAGCUCAUACCCCAUGUUCAGGUGUUUGCCAGGGUGGCACCGAAACAAAAGGAGUUUGUCAUCACAACAUUAAAGGGGCUCGGCUUUGUCACGCUGAUGUGUGGGGAUGGAACUAACGACGUUGGAGCCCUGAAGCAUGCAGAUGUGGGGGUGGCGCUGCUGGCAAAUGCUCCCGAGAGACUCCCUGAGCGGAAAAAGAGACCUCGCGAUGGACCCAACGAUGGGAGACCCGCCUUGCCUGCCAUAGGGAGCAGCGCCGUGAAGCCCACCUCCCGCGCCGCCAAGCACAGGGUCAUGUCCCAAAGAGAAGAGCAACUGGCCAUCCAACGGGAGCGGAUCAGCCAGGUCCUGAAGGAUUUGGAAGAGGACCACGUGCCUAUUGUGAAACUGGGUGACGCCAGCAUCGCUGCUCCCUUUACAUCGAAGCUCUCCUCCAUUCAGUGCAUCUGCCACGUGAUCAAGCAAGGUCGCUGCACGUUAGUGACCACGCUCCAAAUGUUUAAGAUCCUGGCCUUGAAUGCCCUGAUCCUCGCGUACAGCCAGAGCGUCCUUUACCUGGAAGGAGUGAAGUUCAGUGACUUCCAAGCAACGCUUCAGGGUUUGUUACUGGCUGGCUGCUUCCUCUUCAUCUCCAGGUCAAAGCCUCUGAAGACACUUUCCAGGGAGCGUCCGUUACCCAACAUCUUUAAUCUCUACACUGUUCUGACGGUGCUGCUGCAGUUCCUCGUCCAUUUCCUUAGCCUGGUGUAUCUGUACCAUGGCGCACAGGCUCGCAGCUCUUCCAAGAAAGAAGAGUUUGUGGAUUUGUACAAGGAGUUUGAGCCCAGCCUGGUGAAUAGCACGGUUUACAUCAUGUCAAUGGCAAUGCAGAUGGCCACCUUCACCAUUAAUUACAAGGGCCACCCUUUUAUGGAGAGUCUGCGGGAGAACAAACCUCUACUGUGGAGCAUUAUCCUUUCAGGACUGGCCAUUGUGGGCCUUUUGACAGGCUCCUCACCAGAGUUCAGUGAAAAGUUUGGGCUGGUGGAAAUCCCCAUGGAGUUUAAGAUUGUGAUUGCUCAGGUCUUGCUGGCUGACUUCUUCCUCGCCUUGGUGGUGGACCGAAUUCUUCAGUUUCUGCUGGGGAGUGCAAAACUUAAAGUGCCUUCCUGAAACAGAUUCCAAGCCUCCAACAUCCCAGCAGUGCUGAGUAUACAAGUGUGAAGGACAACACCGUGGGGGGACACUUCCAGAUUGCAAGAAGAAUCUUUAUUCUUUUGACAGUGACUUAACCCUGCUCUGGAGCAGGCCCAGGAAAGCCUUCUGAUGUGCUCAUUUGGAGACUACUUGGUGUAACAAUCAAGGCUGCAUGGGGCAAUACACUCUUAAAUAACAUUUCCAGGACGUGUGACAUAUUGGGAGUUUUGUAUUGCCCUAUGCUUGAGGAAGCGUUUACAGAAUUUGGUAAUUAAAUUGGAAUCAAUGUAUUUUAAAACACAUUUGGAAUUUCUUUUUGGGGGCUAGUAGUGUAAGAGCUUGACCUUUUGAGUAACUAACAGCUAUUCCCCCUACAUGAGUUCUGAGGUUCAGACACUUAAAUUAGAAUCCCUCAAUUAUGAAAGAAACAGCCGGAAUAGUAGCUAGGUUCACUUAGUCAUAAAUAUGCAAGGAGGGCUUGAACAAAGACUGGUUUUAAUUAGUAUGACAAUAUCAGCAACAUAUCUUUAAGCCCUUAGUUUGCUUAGUAUUUCUGCUGUAUAGAAAGUUGUGUCCUUGAAAAUAAAAACAAAGUUACCUUACCAGGGGCAACAUCCAGAAUAAAAAAGAGUUAGUAACAGAGCUAAGAGAAAAUGUUCAAUACCCAAUGUUCAUUAAUCUUUAAACACAGACUGAACAAAAUAUUAGUGUCUUGCUGGCUGCUACACAAAAGUAAAACCUAUGGUAAACCCCUGAAAACUUGUGCAAGAUGUUUGGUUAAGAGACAAGAGAGAUGUUCACCAGAUAACAUCAGUAUGUCUUUCCUCCCCCCCCCAAAAAAAUAAAUCUUAGCUUCCAUGGAGAACUCAAUGCAGGUGACAGUGGAAUACUGGACACCAUAGUAAAAUAUAAACAGCAGCAAGUUCUAGACCCAGGGUCAGCUGACUGGCUGCAGGUUUAAAAUUGUAGUGUGGAUGUUUGGGUUUGGACUGGAGCCCUGGCUCUGCAACCUCACGACUUGGGGGUGGGGGGGUCUCAGAGCCCAGGGUCCAGCCCAAGCCUCUCCACUGCUAUUUGUAGCCCACCAACCCAAGCCAGCUGUGGCCAUGCCUGGGUCGUUUAUUGCCGUGUAGACAUAGCCCUAGGCUGCAAGCGUAAAUGCACUUAUUUGACUUUGCUUGUGAAUAUAAUCUAUCAAAAAUUGAUGGAAACUAGAGAGCACCAAGUGGAUUACAGAUUUAAAUAUUACAAAAUUAGAAGGCAGAA
Terrapene triunguis (Three-toed box turtle) is the source of this 5325-nucleotide messenger RNA. It is a transcript of the gene ATP13A1, whose product is annotated as ATPase 13A1. Gene Ontology annotation, molecular function: membrane protein dislocase activity; ATP hydrolysis activity; ATP binding. Gene Ontology annotation, biological process: extraction of mislocalized protein from ER membrane; intracellular calcium ion homeostasis. The record is from RefSeq and is a predicted model, not a curated record. Gene Ontology annotation, cellular component: endoplasmic reticulum membrane. Lineage: Eukaryota; Metazoa; Chordata; Testudines; Emydidae. The transcript is spliced from 26 exons. Bases 706 to 4035 code for a protein of 1109 amino acids.